UUACUCUCUCCAGACAGAGCACAUAGAAUGGCUCGGUUUUGCAAAAUCAAGAUUUAUCCAGGAAUGGUGAGACGGAAAUAAAGAAGAAUCUGGUUAGCGAUGCUAUUGAUACGCAGAAGCCGAGCAAUGACAUGUUUAUUUCUCAGCCAAUUACUCCCUCUUACUCUAUCCCACAGCCAUAACAACGCUUCUUCCACUUGCAAACCCUCUCGUUCUUUCUAUUACUCCCUCGCCAAAAACGCUUGGGGUUCUACCUGUCCGAUUUCUCUUCCUGCAAUUCGUUCCUUUGCUUCCAACUCAUCUAUAGAAGCUACUAGAGUAAUGCAAAGCAUGACAAAUCCAGAGUCCAUUUCCUACCUCACGCAGCGUGACGCUGCCGAGAUUGAUGAGAUUCUCAUGGGCCCUCUCGGCUUUAGCGUCGAUCAGUUGAUGGAAUUGGCUGGUUUGAGCGUUGCUACUUCCAUAGUAGAGAUUUACAAACCAAGUGAGUAUAAUCGUGUUCUUGCAAUUUGCGGUCCGGGAAACAAUGGUGGUGAUGGUUUGGUAGCAGCUCGUCAUCUGCAUCACUUUGGAUACAAACCGUUUGUUUGUUAUCCAAAGCGCACUGCCAAACCUCUUUAUACUGGUCUGGUUACUCAGCUGGAAUCGCUGGCAGUCCCUUUCUUGACAGUAGAGGAUCUGCCUUCGGACUUGUCUAAGGACUUUGACAUUAUAGUAGAUGCAAUGUUUGGGUUCUCAUUCCAUGGUACCCCAAGACCACCUUUUGAUGAUCUAAUCCAAAAGUUGGUUUACUUGCAUAAGUGCAAUCAAACUUGCCAAAAGUCCUCACUUAUUGUCUCUAUAGAUAUUCCAUCUGGAUGGCAUGUUGAAGGAGGUGAUGUCAAUGGUGAAGGAAUUAAACCUGACAUGUUGGUUUCUUUGACUGCUCCAAAGUUGUGUGCAAAGAAAUUUUCUGGUCCACACCACUUUCUUGGUGGUAGGUUUGUCCCACCAUCAAUAGUGGAAAAUUAUAAACUGCAUCUCCCCCCAUAUCCUGGCACUUCUAUGUGUGUCCGAAUUGGAAAGCCUCCACAAAUUGAUAUAUCAGCUUUAAGGGAGAACUAUAUUUCUCCUGAAUUCCUUGAGGAGCAGGUGGAGGCUAAUCCCAUGGAUCAGUUCCUCAAAUGGUUUGACGAUGCUGUGGCUGCUGGAUUGAAGGAGCCAAAUGCUAUGUGCUUGUCAACUGUUGGAAAGGAUGGAAAACCCUCAUCAAGAAUGGUUUUGUUGAAAGGAGUUGAUAAGGAUGGGUUUGUCUGGUACACCAAUUAUGAAAGUAGAAAGGCAAAUCAAUUAUCUGAAAAUCCUCGAGCAUCACUCCUUUUCUACUGGGAUGGUCUUAAUCGGCAGGUAAGGGUGGAAGGAUUUGUGCAGAAAGUCUCAGAUGAGGAAUCUGAACAAUACUUCCAUAGCCGACCUCGAGGAAGUCAGAUUGGAGCAAUAGUCAGCAAGCAGAGUACUAUAGUUCCUGGAAGGCAUGUUCUAUACCAACAAUUCAAAGAAUUAGAGGAAAAGUUCUCUGACACAAAUUUGAUCCCAAAACCUAAACACUGGGGAGGAUACAGGCUUAAACCAGAGCUUUUCGAGUUUUGGCAAGGACAACAGUCUCGCUUGCAUGACAGGUUGCAAUAUGUUCCUCAAGAGAUCCGUGGGAAACAAGCAUGGAAAAUUGUGCGGUUGGCUCCCUGACUAGUGUUUUCUACUUUUCACUGUGAUGUUCGCCUUUCAUGGUAUCUUGCUGUCUGCUGCUGUGUGUUCAAUUAUUUUGUUUGAUCAGCAGGAUGCGUGUUUAAUGCUUUGUUACUCUCUCUGAGAAGUGAUCUGAUGUGUUGGCAGCAUUCCAGAAGUUUAUUUUGUGCCAUGGGAGUAAUAAAUUGCAACUCACUGAAGAAGCAUAAUGACGGAGAUAAGAUUGUGAAUCUGACACUUGUCAGGUAUAAGUUAGUGAACAGCAUUAUUGGAGGGUUGGGUUUUUGGAAUUGCAGUUUAUUGAAAGACUGGUUUUGAAUAAUAACCAGUUAACUAUUAGUGAAAAAAAAUAACAUGCGACAAAAAUACUGGAUGUAAGUAGUAUAGCAGUUCUUGUUACAAGUUUGCAGCCUGCAGGCAUAAUGAUUUUAUAUGUGAUUUCAAAGAAAUGAACUCAAAUUAUUCUCAAUAAUAUUUCUCUCAAAGGACUUUACCGGGCGUUGUUAA
Messenger RNA from Hevea brasiliensis (rubber tree), 2232 nucleotides. RefSeq names its product pyridoxine/pyridoxamine 5'-phosphate oxidase 1, chloroplastic. The record is from RefSeq and is a predicted model, not a curated record. Gene Ontology annotation, biological process: pyridoxine biosynthetic process. Gene Ontology annotation, molecular function: NAD(P)HX epimerase activity; pyridoxamine phosphate oxidase activity; FMN binding. Bases 100 to 1725 code for a protein of 541 amino acids. Gene Ontology annotation, cellular component: mitochondrion. The transcript has 14 exons. Lineage: Eukaryota; Viridiplantae; Streptophyta; Magnoliopsida; Malpighiales; Euphorbiaceae.